AUGGACUUUUCGCUCCUCUCCUCUAUUCCCGGUGUUGCUGAUUUGAUGCAGUACAUCAAUUUUGGUAUUGAGGACGUGCAGAUGCCACUGUCAGUCGAACCGGAGUCUCUUUUGGAAGAACAAUACGGCGUCAUGGCGGAUGCCACCCUCACGCCACAAUACUCUCCGUCACCGCCUCCUUUCAAUGCAACGGCCUGGACAACCCACAAUGCUUUCGAUCAACAGCCCUGGGAGACGAUCUGUCCUGCUCUCCUGGCUGACGAACAAGUGGACGUCACCGGAGCAUAUCCCCAUCAUGCCACAUCCAUGCACGACGAGGAGGUUGCCUCUGCUUCAUUCCUCGACUUGUUCGAGCCACUGACGGAUGCUACGGCUCCGUACAACGACCUGAUAGAGGGGAACAGCUCUUCAUCUCAGCCUGAUUCUGAGACUCCGAGCGCGUACUCUUUCUCUCACAGCCCAGCAUCGUCGGCAUAUACCACACCCUCUCCACCCUCUCCACCCCCCGUUGACCAGCCCUCAAUGGACUUUUGUACCCAACUGGAGAGGCUCACGGUCACCAGCUCAACUUCCAUCAGCCCUUUGCCAGUCGUAGGAGGUUCUAUCACGGGGCCUACCAGAGGCCUUUCGACAUCCAUGCAAAAUAGCUUUCCUUCAUCGACGCAAGCCCCGCCGGCCCCCACGCGCCGAUCCCGCAAAAUCCGUUCAUCUGCACCCAAGGACUCGAGUGCUCGACGUCACAAGCAGGCUAAACAGUCAACUAUUCUUACUAUACCUUCGCAACGCAGGCCGCGUCGUGUUCACCCCCCGGGCAAUGUGUGCCUCAUAUGCGGCCACAAGUCUCCAAAUCCAUCCACGCUCGAGAAACAUAUGUAUACGCAUAGUGACCCGAGUUUUCAAUGUCCCGGCUGCGUCAAGAGGUACUGCCAGCCGUGGGCGCUCCAGCGCCACAUCAGGACCGAGUGGAGGUAUUGCGGGCCGUAUGUUGACACGCGCCUGUGGACCACUUGCAUGCGGGCGUUCAAGCUCGAGUUGUAG
This is a messenger RNA of Heterobasidion irregulare TC 32-1, 1038 nucleotides long. RefSeq lists its product as uncharacterized. The record is from RefSeq and is a predicted model, not a curated record. Bases 1 to 1038 code for a protein of 345 amino acids. NCBI's taxonomy places the organism in Eukaryota, Fungi, Basidiomycota, Agaricomycetes, Russulales, Bondarzewiaceae. The transcript is spliced from 3 exons.